Molecule: messenger RNA, 2678 nt
Organism: Leopardus geoffroyi (Geoffroy's cat)
Lineage: Eukaryota; Metazoa; Chordata; Mammalia; Carnivora; Felidae
Product: olfactory receptor 1Q1-like
Exons: 1
Coding region: 1-945 (314 amino acids)
Biological process (GO): G protein-coupled receptor signaling pathway
Cellular component (GO): membrane
Molecular function (GO): olfactory receptor activity; G protein-coupled receptor activity
Source: RefSeq, a predicted model, not a curated record
AUGGUCAAUAACAGCUGGACCAGUGUAUCCCAUUUUGUUCUCUUGGGCAUAUCUACCCACCUGGAAGAGCAGAUCCCACUCUUUCUUCUUUUUCUACUGAUGUAUGCAAUCAACAUUUUUGGGAACUUUGCCAUCAUCACAUUGAUUAUCUCUACUCCACGUCUCCACACCCCCAUGUACAUCUUCCUCAGUAAUUUGGCUUUGGCAGACAUCUGUUUCACCUCCACCACGGUCCCCAAGAUGCUACAGAACAUUUUCUCGCCUACAAAGGCCAUUUCCUACAUGGGCUGCUUAGCCCAGACCUAUUUCUUCAUUUGCUUUGCAGCCAUGGAAAACUUCCUUCUGGCUGUGAUGGCCUAUGAUAGAUACAUCGCUAUCUGCUACCCUUUCCACUACCCUAUGAUCCUGACCAGAAUGCUGUGUUCACAGAUGGUGGCUCUGUGCCAUAUCCUCUCCCAUCUUCAUGCCCUGCUGCACACCUUUCUUAUGGGCCGAUUAAUCUUCUGUGCAGAUAACAAGAUCCCCCAUUUCUUCUGUGACCUCUACCCUCUGAUGAAGAUUUCCUGCUCCAGCCCCUACCUCAACACCCUGAUGAUUCACACGGAGGGUGUUAUUGUCAUCAAUGGAGCUCUGGCUUUCAUCAUUGCCUCCUAUGCCCGCAUCAUCUCAGUGGUCCUCCAGAUCCCCUCGGCCAAGAGCAAAUGGAGAGCUUUUUCUACCUGUGGCUCCCACCUCACUGUGGUGUCUAUCUUCUAUGGCACACUCACAUGGGUCUACUUCCGGCCCCUUACCAGCUAUUCAGUGACUGAGGGUCGCAUUCUGACAGUCAUGUACACAGUGGUGACCCCCAUGCUGAACCCCUUCAUUUACAGCCUGAGGAAUGGGGAUGUCAAGGGAGCCUUCAGAAAAUGGGUGAGCAGAAUGUGGACUUCUUCCUUUAGAUAAAAACCCAAAACACAGUUCCCAGUUUUAUCUAUGAUUCUGGGGAAACAGUUUUGCCCUUUGCAUAUCUGUUUCCUUUAGAACUUCUCAGAAAUAUCUAAAUUAGGAACAUAUUAUGGAUUUUACCAUUGACUGUCCCUUAAUUCCAAAGCACGUGAAACUAUGUAUUUAGUGUAAGCCACUUGUGUAACUUUAAUUAUAAUUGAGAAUGUUUUCUGGUUCUGCCAUUAAACAACAAGGUUGUAACAUUCUUAGAUGCAGGCAACAGAAACCAAUUCUGGUUGAUUCAUGGAGGAAAUGACUUUAUUAAAAGAGUAUGUGAAACUCAUGAAUUUCCAAGAAGGCUAAGCAACCGGGCUCAAUAAAAUAAACAAGACUAAGAAAGAUCAUAUGGUCAUAACCACAAUCAAAAUCAUAUCCUAGAAUUGGUCUGAUGAGGUCACUGCUGUAGACUCUUUUCACUGCCGCGUAUAUCAUCAACAACACUAUCAGUACUAGCCAUUUGCAUAGCCCCUGGAGGCCUGACAAACAGAUGUGACAACCUCCAGAAAGAACUGCCCACUUCUUGUUCUUUGUAACAACACAUCUAGAUUCAAAAUAAGGUGGUCCAUGUGGCUGGCCAAGACUUGGUCAUGGCGUCCAUGCUCUAGUUCUCAAGGAAACCGGGCAAGCAAUAUUGCUGCUUUCAUUAUCUGUAAGUGGGUGAGAGGUUCUACCUCCCACCAAGACAAAUGAAAUGGUGGAACUACUCCAAUAUGGGAAGAGAGACAUAAUGACAAAUAUCUACUAUUUAGGGUCAGGAAUUAAGCACUGUCACAGCUCUCCAACUUGCAUUUUCUUAACCUUUAUUAGCUGCACCAUUCAGGGAUAACUUAAACUCUUUUUGUCUCAGCAUGCUCCUAAUCUUCUCUGUAGCUAAUUUGUGGAACUUGCCUAUAUUACUGGGCAUUUGCCAACUAAUCAGUGCUAGAAAUGAGAAAUGGUCCGAGAGCUAAGAUGUCUAUUAAAAUGUCAAUUCUUUGGUUUCAUGGGUGUUUCCAGUUUCUUUCUUAAAGGAAAAGGUGAGAAGGACCUCCCAGGACAUGGGGCAGAAAUUACAAGGGCAGGCUGAUUUAUAGGCCAUCAGACUGUAGAAAGUUUUCUUGUAGGAUAUGAGCAGUUAUAGCACUGAAUUGAGAAGGAGCUAACAUUGUGGUAAUUUUGUGUAAUGGGAUAGAAGAAUGGUUUCUUGGAACCUAUAUGUAAGUAUUGGUCACCAAUGAAACUGGUUUGAGGAGCUAAACUCCUUGAGUCUUUGACUGCAUCAGGAUAAUAAAUUCUUCCAAGGUAAAGAGGGCCCUGACACUUAUAAAAUGAUAAUAACAGAGAAAUGAAACCAACUUUUGAUUACUUAACUCUGGUUCUUCACACUUUCCAGGAAGUACCUAACAUAUCCAAUAUUUUUCUUCUGGAUUAUACUGUUUUCUUUUACUUUGUCUUUCCUGCCUCCUUGGCCUACCUUCCUCCUUUCUGUGUCUUUAGGUGGCAGUUCCAUGGCUGAUCUCCUUUAUGCUUUACCAAAUGAUUUGCAUCACCUGUUAGCACAGUAGCCUCUUCUAAGAAGCCCCAAAUGCCCCUAUGGAAAGAACUUUCUUCAGGUAAAGAAAUGGACAAGAGAGUAAAUUAAUACAUUAAUAAUUGAAGAACUGGUAAAUGCUAUGGAAAAAUUUUGUAUUUAGAUAAUACACUUCCACUUC